Messenger RNA from Rhododendron vialii, 903 nucleotides. RefSeq lists its product as uncharacterized. NCBI's taxonomy places the organism in Eukaryota, Viridiplantae, Streptophyta, Magnoliopsida, Ericales, Ericaceae. The coding region runs from base 1 to 903 and encodes 300 amino acids. The record is from RefSeq and is a predicted model, not a curated record. The transcript is spliced from 3 exons.
AUGAUUCAAAACCAUGCUCUCCUAGCCAAGUGGUGGUGGAGGUUUUAUAAAGAUAGCGAUUCACUAUGGGUGAAGGUGGUCAAAAGUAAAUACAAGUUGGAACAAAGGUGUUGGUUACCUCGGUUGCCAUCUUCUGUUCUUCAGGAGGGCUUCAGAGUAGUUGUUCAUUCCGAUCAGGACAUCUCCUUUUGGAAUCAAGUUUGGCUAGGUGACACAACCCUCAAGGAGGAGUUCCCUCGAUUAUACCUAAUCUCUACUCAAAAAGAGAAGGUGAUCAGGGAUUUAAAAGAUGCAAGUGAUGGUGGCAGAUGGAACUUGUUCUUCCAGAGAAGUUUGAGAGAUUGGGAAGCUCAACAAUUUGAUGAUUUACUCAUGCAUUUGCAGCCAGUGAUUUUGGAUCAAUCCAGAUGUGAUAUGGUGUGUUGGAGAUGGGCAUCUGAUAACUGCUUCUCCCUUAAAUCAGUUUAUAAUAAAUGGGAACAAAUGGGUUUUUCAAGCAAUCUGGUGAUGGGUUCAAUCUGGAAGAAUAUUUGUCGCCCAAAAGUGGAAAUAUUUGCGUGGCUAGCACUGCAGGAUCAAGUGGCAUCAAGGUCAGUUCUCCUCUCUAGAAACUUGAUUCCUAUGGGCCAAUCGGUGAUGUGCCCCCGCUACUCAUUUCUGUUAGAAACGCCUGAGCAUCUUUUCCUUCAUUGGAAUGGUUUCAAAAACUUGGAGAGGUAUAUGUGGGAAACAUCUUUCCAUGCUACAAUUUGGUCUUUAUGGUUGGUCCGGAAUGAUCUUGUGUUCAACAAUGCUACAUGGCAAGUGGAGGAUCUUGGGGAGUUAAUUAAAACUAGAGUAGCAAUGUGGAUUAAGGUGAAGUUUGAUAUUAAGGUGCACUCGGUGGAGGACUUUAUAUCUUGA